Messenger RNA from Choloepus didactylus (southern two-toed sloth), 2915 nucleotides. RefSeq names its product arrestin domain containing 1 (gene ARRDC1). The transcript is spliced from 7 exons. NCBI's taxonomy places the organism in Eukaryota, Metazoa, Chordata, Mammalia, Pilosa, Megalonychidae. Gene Ontology annotation, molecular function: ubiquitin protein ligase binding; ubiquitin-like ligase-substrate adaptor activity. Bases 76 to 1350 code for a protein of 424 amino acids. The record is from RefSeq and is a predicted model, not a curated record. Gene Ontology annotation, biological process: protein transport. Gene Ontology annotation, cellular component: cytoplasm.
CGCGGCGCGGGCGGCGCGGGAGCUGGCAGGCGGCGGGCGCGGAGCGCGGGCGGCCGGGGACCGGAUCCCUGCAGCAUGGGGCGCCUGCAGCUCUUCGAGAUUUGCCUGAGCCACGGCCGCAUCGUCUACAGUCCGGGGGAGUCGCUGGCGGGGACCGUGCGCGUGCGCCUGGGGGCGCCGCUGCCCUUCCGAGCCAUCCGGGUGACCUGUACGGGGUCCUGUGGCGUUUCCAACAAAGCCAAUGACGUGGCCUGGGUGGUAGAGGAGGGCUACUUCAACAGCUCCCUGUCGCUGGCCGACAAGGGGAGCCUGCCUGCCGGAGAACACACCUUCCCCUUCCAGUUCCUGCUUCCUGCCACAGCACCCACGUCCUUUGAGGGCCCUUUUGGGAAGGUGGUGCACCAGGUACGGGCAACCAUCGACACGCCACGCUUUUCCAAGGACCACAAGUGCAGCCGCGUAUUCUAUAUCUUGAGCCCACUGAACCUGAACAGCAUCCCGGACAUCGAGCAACCCAACGUGGCCUCCACCACCAAGAAGUUCUCCUACAAGUUGGUGAAGACGGGCAGCGUGGUCCUCACGGCCAGCACGGACCUCCGCGGCUACGUGGUGGGCCAGGUGCUGCGGCUGCAGGCGGACAUCGAGAACCAGUCGGGCAAGGCCACAGGCCCCGUGGUGGCCAGUCUGCUGCAGGUCAGACCCUGUCCCGUCGCCCUGCCCUGCCCGGUCCUGGGGAGGGGCUGCCGGCUCACGCUGGGCCCCUCCCCAGAAAGUGUCCUACAAGGCCAAGCGCUGGGUGUACGACGUGCGGACCGUGGCCGAGGUGGAGGGCGCCGGCGUCCAGGCCUGGCGGCGCGCGCAGUGGCGGGAGCAGGUCCUGGUCCCCGCGCUGCCGCAGUCGGCCCUGCCGGGCUGCAGCCUCAUCCACAUCGACUACUACCUGCAGGUCUCCCUGAAGGCUCCCGAGGCCGCCGUGACCCUCCCGGUCUUCAUAGGCGGUAUCGCUGUAAACCGCGCCCCGCCGAGCCCCCUGCCCGGCCCAGGGCCGCCCCCCGGCGCCCCGGGCCCCGUGGUGCCCUCGGCGCCUCCCCCGGAGGAGGAGGAGGAGGAGCAGGCCGCGGCCGGGGGCGCCUGCCUCCUGCACCCCGUUUCCCUCUCCACCAAGAGCCACUCGCAGCCGCCGCCGCCCGCGCCCCACCCCGGGGAUGGCGGCCCUGCCCGCUGUCCUGUGCCCCCGCUGCUGUGCGUCUCCACGGGUGCCACGGUCCCCUACUUCGCGGAAGGCCCGGUGCCCGCCGCCAGCACCGCGAUCCUGCUGCCGGAGUACAGCUCUUGGGGCUACCCCUAUGAGGCCCCGCCGUCCUACGAGCAGAGCUGCGGCGAGCACGGCCUGGGCCCCGCGAGCUGACCCUCCGGCUGCCUCCCGGGCGGCGCGCCCGGCCUCGUGCCUUCUAUCUGGGCCUGGCCCGGACACUCAGGACCCACAGCCCCAGGACGCCGGCCUGCCGGGCACCCCCUCUCCGGCGCCACCGGCUGGAGCUGGAGCGCGAAAAUAAAGAGCUUGAUUCGCAGAGCUGGGCACAGGCCGGCUCUGGGCAUCUCCCACCCCUUUAGGGUGCUUGCUGGGACUCUGGGCCCGUGUCCCAGACCUCCCAGGGGCUGGGCCCUUCAGGUGUGGCUCUUUCUCCCAGGACCCGCGCUGGUGCUUGGGCCCCUGGUCUGCUAAGGAUGCGCUCCUGGAGCCGGGCCUGCGGGUCUGGGGCUUUGCGUUGAUUGAAAACGUUAUUUGUGAUGCAGGGAAAAGACCACCCUGUUCCUGGCAGCUCAGUUCUGCACUUAGGAAAACACUGGGUGGUUGCGGGGUGGAGGGCCUGCACCAAGACCUCUUCCCCAGUAGAAGUCCCUUCUCCUUGGAUCAUGCAUUCUUGGCACCAGGGCCAAGUCUAGCUCUCAGGGACACUGCUUUUCGGCUCCCACAAACAUGCAGGACUGCCUCUGCAGUUUCCUAAGUAUCGAAAGACUGUCACUCAGGACCCUGAGUACCCCAGAGCAAACCAAAAAGGCUAGGGUCUGUAGUCCACAGUCUCCCAAAGGGGCACCAUGCACCUGAGGGAGGACAGCAAUGUCCUGUUGGGCCAGUGGUCCUGGGGCCACUCUCGCAAGCGCUGCAGGUGGUGGCUGCAAUGAACUCUGGUUCAAAUUCCAACCUUGCCAUUUGGUGAAGGGGUGACCUUGGCUGGGUGUGAGGCCAGUUACCUUAUCUAUAACAAGCCCAUGGGACUAUGAGGGGAUUAGGUCAGGUGUUCCCUUCCUCUAAAUAUCACAUGAUAAGAGUCUAUUUAUACAGUCUGGAGGUGGCAGCUUCAGGCCUGGGGUGCAACUGUCCUGCACGAUUGUGGCUUCCAUGCCUGGGUCCUGGGUGGCUGGUCCAGCUUUCAUCAUCCCCUAACCUAUGGGGAUGAAAAAAUGGACAACGGGCUUGCACUCCAACUCUUUAAGGGAAAGGCUGAAGAGUGAGUCAUGUCACUGCCACAUCCCAUUGGCCCACCCCUGCUACCAGGGUGGCAAAGAAAUGUGGGCUUUAGCCAGGCAACCAUGUACCCAGAUAAAAUUUUGUGGGAAAAGAGGUGGAUGAAUAUUGGAGAAAAGCAACAAGUAUGUCACAAGUGGGAUAAUCCACUAAACAUCUGCUAGUCUCCUGGUUGAAAGGAAGAGUUCUGCAGCCAGCCUGCCUCUUGCCAGCCUCGGGGCUCUGAAGAAGGCACCCCGCUCUUUUGCUUCAGUCUGCUCCCCUGUACAUGUUGGAGAGAACAGAGCCUGCCUAAGCUGACCAUGUGAAGUAAUCGGUGGUCUUACUGUGCAAAUGGGAUAAUAAAGGGUGCCUCUGGCAUCCUGGCAAAUACAUUUACAAUUGA